UGAGAGAGAGAGAGAGAGAGAGAGAGAGAGAGAACAUCAGUAAGUUUUGUCUUUAGAUUUCAUUGUUUAUGAAUCUCAAGGAGCUUGAACUGUCUAAUCUCUCUCAUCUGUUACAUUGAAGCAAUUUCAGAAGAGGACAGAUUUGAAGCCAAAACAGAUUAGGGUUUUGUCUGUUCUUGUAGACUGAGGCAGUGAGGGAAAGAGAGGAACAACUAGCCUUGCUAUACUUUAGUAGAGCCAGCAAUGGUGCUACAAGAAACCAUUCAUAACAGCAAAAACUUCUUUCACAAAACUCUUGGAAACCUCAAGUCCUUCUUCUUUGGUGGAUACAAGAAAUUGCCCAAAACCCUUUCCUUCAAUCCCUUCUAUUGUGGGAGAGACCCGAAAUAUCACCAAACAGAUCAGUUCUACACUGAUUUUUAUGAUGACUGGGAGUCUACUCUAAAUAAGGCAAACAAGAGAGAUAGUGCUUCAAAAGAACCAACAAAGGAAGAUGAUGCAUGUAAUGGGAGCUUUCUGGAUUUUUCAAAGCAGAGUCCUAAGAAGAGCAAACAAGAAGGGGGAUUAAAGCAAAAGAAGCAGAUGGGAAGUUCUCAUCAUCUGGGAAAAAAAGAAGUUCAGUCAUCUUUGCUGAGCAUGAAUGGAGGAAGCUUAGCCAAAAGGAUGAAGGAAUUCGAAAUGGUGGAUACCAGUGAUGUAGAACAAGUGCUGGAUGUAGAAGAGGCACUUCAUUACUACUCUCGCCUCAAAAGUCCGGUAUACGUUGACAUUGUUGAUAAGUUCUUCUUGGAUAUGUACUCGGACUUCUCUGUUCCACCGGCGUCUAUCAACAUCAACAAUUCAAAGAGGAGACUUGGAUCACAGAGACUUGGCUCAAUUAGGUUGUAGAUGAAUGUGUUGGUGAUUUAUUCCUUGUGCAUAUAGAUCUGUUGUUCUUUCCCCA
This is a messenger RNA of Prunus mume (Japanese apricot), 943 nucleotides long. RefSeq names its product LOW protein: ATP-dependent RNA helicase-like protein. The record is from RefSeq and is a predicted model, not a curated record. NCBI's taxonomy places the organism in Eukaryota, Viridiplantae, Streptophyta, Magnoliopsida, Rosales, Rosaceae.